Molecule: messenger RNA, 1176 nt
Organism: Spodoptera exigua (beet armyworm)
Lineage: Eukaryota; Metazoa; Arthropoda; Insecta; Lepidoptera; Noctuidae
Source: the annotation of a GenBank genome assembly
AUGGGUCGGCUCGACCGGAGUGAUACCACGGCCUCACAGAAAACCAGCGUGAAACAAUCACAGCGUUGUGUUUCGCCGUAACUUGAAGAGACGGGACUGUGUAGUCAACUGUUUUAUGUGAUAGGACGGCAGACGAGCAGACGUAUUACAUACCUGAUGGUUGGCAAACCCGCAGACGGAUUACCAGAUGGUAAGCAAUCAGCGCCGCCCAUGGAUACCGGCAACAACAGCGGACCAACAACAGCCAUUUGGGGAUUAGGAAGGAUUGCGCCUCCGGUCACAAUGAAGACCCGUACAGUGGUAUUGGUGAUAAUCCUAGGGUGUGGAGCGGCGGCCAUCUUGUUCGCUGUCGCAGCCUACCUGUACAUACGGAGGAGGAGGAAAAAGAGAGAGGAUGAGGAGGACGGCACUAGCUGUGCCAUCAGCGGAAAAUCAUCAAUUGACUUCUGUAAGUAUCGGAUUCUUACUGACUUAAAAUACCUCGUUCCUUCUCCUGCUAUAGGCCGAGGUUGGGGUUCCUCAUUGCGUACCCCGCAACCCCGGCUGAACAGCAGCCCUAUAACAGAGCAAGAGAAACUGGCCACUCAACCAGAAUCAGACCUGAGAGUAUGGCUCGUAGCGUACGCAAAAGAACCAAUAGACCACCACAAACACGAUCCUACAAGAAAGACUGCAGCCGGCAAACUGUUCCAAUCCCUCGAUGUACGCGGUAUAAAUGACGAGGCAAAACGCUUAGUCCGGGCCGCAGGCCCGAGCGUACGGCGCGUAGCGUUCCGCGCGCGCCUCAAAGAGCCAAUAGACCACCACAGACGGGGCCCUAAAGGGCUGAUGUUCAGCCGGGGUUGCGGGGUAAGCGCAAUGAGGUACCGCGACCUCGGCACAGAGCAGGAGAAGGAACAGGGGGGUUUUUAGAUAGUUACGUGUACGAAAACAGGAACACAUCGACUUCGACAACACCCUAAAUCAUCAAAAGCUGAUCCGCCACACCCACAACGUGCACCAGAUCAAGGCAACAACCAGCCAUCUACAUGGAACGCCAUCUACAGCCAGCCGAACCAACUACUGAAGCCUCCCAGGAAGCAGCCGGAGAACCAGGACGCAGCCAAGGAUGACUCCAUAGAACUAUAUCAAAUGGAGUUGCCUGUUCCUCGGAGAGGGCAGAAUGUUCACACAUGA